CAGGCCUAGUCUUGAGAGGACAUCCCAAGCUUUGCCAGCAGUCUACAGACAGAGACUCCAUCUAUUCAACAAGCAAUUUCAGAGUAAGCAGUGUCAGAAAACAUGGAUGCUACUUGAAGUUCUGGAAAACACUGAAUGCUUCCUGGGGGAUCACAAGCAGGGCAGCUCAUCACGGGGACUCCUGGUUUGUAAACACCAAGUGACUGAAGCUCAACUCCAGGCCUCACUGACAGGCUGCUGUCUGAGGCACCACUCCGUGGUGAAGCUUCCUAAAGGAUUGCCCCUUCUUCUCUCUGCUGACCAGUGACAGGAGGGAAUGGCCUGGAGCUGUGCCAGGGGAAGUGUAGGUUAGAUAUUAGAAAAAGGUUCUUCACCCAGAGGAUGGAGGGACACUGGAACAGGCUCUCCAGGGAAGCGGUCACAGCACGAAGAAGCGUUUGGACAACGCUCUCAGGCACAAGGCGUGAUUAUUGAAAAUGACCUGCUCAGGGCCAGGAGCUGGACUUUGAUGAUGUUUGCGAGUCCCUACCAACUCAGAAUAUUUUGUGAUUCUGUGAUUCUUCCAGCCGGCCUGAGGAGGAGCCUGUGCGCCCGCUCCAUGGGGAAAACAAGAGCCGUUGAGUCCGGCGGGCCGGCAGCACGGAGCCCGCCGGCCGCGGGAGGCUCGGAGGCGCAGCGCCGCCGCGCUAGGAAGCGGAAGGGCCGGCGGGGCCGGGAGCGGGUCGGGAACCGCCGGAACCCCGAGGGCCGUCCGCCUCGUAGCCGAGCCGGAGCGGCGGCGGGCCGGGGCUAUGCUGCUGCGCCUGGUGCCCGAGUUCGAGCUGCGGAGGGACGUGCUGCCCUGGCUGGCGGAGCGGGGCUGCGCCGCGGCUCUAGACACUUCUGAGAAUUCAUCAGCACUCUACGUUGUAAAUGUUGAAAGAAAUGGAAAAAUUAUUUAUACCUGGAAGGGAAACCAGAGAAACACUCACAUUGGAUUGUAUGAUCUUCAAACGAAACAAAACGAGCAUCUUUAUAUGUUUGAGAAGAAUCUGCACAUAAUCAGCUGUUCAAUCAACAAUGAAAGGACCUUAUUGGCAGUCAGCUUCUGUCAAUAUACAGAGGAAGAAAGAGCAAGUCAGCUCUUACAGUCAGUGUCCAAGUAUUUAACCUUGCUAAUCGAAAUUCAUCCCAUUAAUAAUGUGAGAGUCCUAAAGGCUGUGGAUAGCUGUGUUCGAGUGCAGUUUCUUUAUCCAGUUGAAGGCAGAAAUGCUUCUAGAGAAAGUCGUCUCUUGCUAGUUUCAGAAGAUAAAUAUGUUGAACAAUUUGACAUUCAUGUUGUUGCAGAAGAAGACCACAAAGUGGUGAUUCAAAAGUCAGGUCAGCUUCCAAGAGCCAAAGUUGUAGAUGACCUCGUUUGGGCACAGUGGGAUAUGAUGGAGCAAAGACUCUUCUACAUUGUUCCAAAGGAAUCAAAGAGUACUUUAAGGUGUGUCCAGUUUUAUCCUGAGGAAAAUUUUAACUCAAUACUGGAAUCACACCUGGAUCUUGCUGUAAAUGACACACAAUUAAAACUUGUGAAUUUUGGAUAUGAUUACUGUCAAGAUCAAGAUGUUGCAUCUAAAUCUUUGAACCUUCAGGUUUUCACAAGUAAAGCAGGAGGCUUGUGUCUAUGUUGUAGUCUAGUCUCUGAUAUUCCUCAUGAGAUCAUAUACUCCAUAUAUUUUUUACAUAAAGGUUACAACAAAACUUUUACAGUUUCUCUAGAAAGAGCAGAAUCUCAUCAAUUGAAGGAAGUGGCUUUUAUGAAUCUUGACUAUUAUGUGGCUGCUUAUUUGCCUGGCCAGUUCCUGCACCUCCUGAACAUUCAACAUCCUGACAUGCUGUGCUAUAGUUUGUUUCUGACAGGUGAGGAUGCAAGAAUUGACACGUUACAAAACUCUUCCAUCCGGUCCCCAUGGGUGUCAACAGCCCUGGAUUGCAGUGCAGGAAGUCUGUACAAUGUGAGCAUCAGUGACAGUGCCUUGCUGCAGUUCCUACAGAAGAGCAAACGAGACUGUGAGAGAUUGGCAGCUCUGCAUUGUGCCCUGCUCUACUUCCAACACACAGAAGACUUGGAAAUGCAGAUUAUUCGGUGGAUUUCUGAGAACCUGUCAACAUGUCAUUCUUUUGACCCCAUUCAAGAAUUUAUCAUUGCCUCCCUGUACUGCAGAAUGUGUCCAGAAACUCAGAACCUGGAUAAACUCCUGCCCUACACAUCACUGCAUGACUGGACUGGGGUUGUCCCUGGAGUAAUGUGUGCCACAGACAUUAUUUCUCUACCUGUGUUAGAGUUCCAAAACUCCAAAGGCUUCUGGGAGAAACUCAACUCAAACUUGGAGAGUGUGAAGUAUGCAGAGCCACACUUGCACUACCACAGUCAGGUACUCAGGAGGGAAUGGUGUAACCUUUCAGAAGAGAGAGAGGAGAGAAGAACCACAGCAUAUUUGAGGAAUAUUUUUGAAAAUGCCAAAAAGGUGCUUUCUCAUCUGGACACUUGGGACUCUGAGACAAGGCUGGUACCUCUCUUUGAAGAGGAGGAUUAUCAGCAGCAGUUGCUCAUGGGACUGAUGGUUGCUCAGCUGAAGGAUCACCUUAUGAGACAUCUACAAUAUGUUGGAAAAAAGAAGAUUGACCAAAUAGUUUUGGAUUAUGUUGCAAACCUGGUUUCAGAGUUCUUCAGGGGAAUGAACUGGUUUGAGUCUUCCUGCAGUUCUUCUGUAGCAUCAGCACUGAAUCUGGUGCAUCGAAUAAUGAAAGAAGUUUGGAGGACAUACCAGCUUCAUUCCUGUAUCUUCUGCUUUGAUGAGAGAGGAAGUGCAGCAGAGUUUGCCGUGUUCCACAUCAUGAGUCGGAUUCUGGAAGCAGCAAAUGGCAUGUGCAUGCCUUUGCCUCCUGGUUUUCACACUCUGCACCUGGGUCUUGGUGUUCGAUGUCUCCCUCUACACACCCUUCUGCACUACAUUGACAAUGGCAUCUUGCAAUUGACAGAAACGUGUGUCAGGAAAUUGCUGAAAGAUCUGGAUGACACUGAACAGAAUGAAAAGCUGAAGUUUAGUAUUGUCAUGAGGCUUCCAGAGGCUCUUGGUCAAAAGGUCCGCCAGUACUGGAAUCAUCCGAGAAAUGCAAAUUUAAUAGCACGGAAAUAUGUGAAACUUUUGCUUGAGAAGCUGGGAAACAGGCAGUGCAGCAGGCCUGUCCCUGAGAGACUCUCCUUCCCCGUGGAGUUUUUGCCACUGAACUACCUGACUAAUUUGCUGGCAGAGCUAGAGAAUCAAGGUGUGCAUCCAUAUGAAAAACAAGACCAUGUAAAUGCAAGAUUUGUAGAGGAAACAGCACUCAAGCACACUAUGACACUUCUGGGCCUCAAAUACUCCUGAAAGAACGUGCUGUUGAAGAAGGCUGUCAAACUGUGGUGCCUCUGUAAAAGUAUUUAUUUAAAUACAAUGUUGUUUCCCAGAUAACCUGCAGUUUUGGUUAGUCACCAGUACUGAGAUGAGCUACUAAAACAGUGUUUGGUCCAACAAACUGAGGUUGAAAUGACUGACUUUUAGAUAAAUCCUAGAGAAAUGAAUUGGACAUAACCCUAGGUCUGAAAUAUAUCUGUGGGUUCAUUUUGAAGUGGUCAAGGAAGUGGAACAACAGUGUCAAAACAUGCUGUGAAAAUUGGUAUAAAUGUCACUUCUUUUAACAAGACAAUGCUGGAAAAGGCAGUCCAGUUGCAGUGUUACAAGAGCUAGUAACUUUUUACUUGGAUUAAUAAAAGGAUUUCUUGGUGUGAUUGUGUAAAGCAGGUAAGAAUAACAGAUAAAUUUUUAUGUCAGGCAUGAGUAAAGAGAUAGUAAUUCCUUGUGGUGGUAUCAGUUAUCUUAUGGUACUUCUACUUCUGGAGUGGCAGAUUCUAAUAUUUUCAGUUUUGUAAUUAGCACAAAGUAUAAUCUCCUUAAAGUGCAUGUGACAGAUUUUGUUGAGGGUUUGUUUGUUUGUUUGAGGGUUUUUUUUUUGUUGUUUUUUAAAGAAAUGUAUAAUAUUUUGUAAGUAAUAUAGGAUAAGAAAAAAGCUUUAGAAAUUGAUCUUAACAGUGGCUUGGACAGAGUUUUACAUAAUCUUUUCUUACAACUUCUAGUGUUACAGUUCAAACUUCAGCUUCAGAAAGAAAUUAGGCAGGCUGUUUUUCCUUUGUUUUCAACUUCUGUUUGUAUGUAACUGAGCCAAUAUUGUUUGCUCUUCUGUUUUAAGUUCUGAACUGUGACAGUAAUUCCAAAUAGGAAUAGCAAUAUGCUACACAGAGAAAAUUGUCAAGUUGUGCCAUGCAGGAUUUCUGCUGCCUUUAUUGGAUUCUAAAAAAACUCUGCAAAAUUCCAGACUAUUAAACUAGAGAAACUCAUUAAUAUUUUAUAUAUUUGGGAGGUUAUCAAAACAACCUCUGAUAUUCUCUCUGAGUGGUCUCCAUUGAUGCUCCCUGUUCCUUACCAGUGAAAUAAAAAGAUCAAGUUCCUGGUCA
This is a messenger RNA of Motacilla alba alba, 4522 nucleotides long. RefSeq names its product gamma-secretase activating protein (gene GSAP). The coding region runs from base 792 to 3398 and encodes 868 amino acids. Gene Ontology annotation, biological process: positive regulation of amyloid-beta formation. The transcript is spliced from 32 exons. Gene Ontology annotation, cellular component: trans-Golgi network. Lineage: Eukaryota; Metazoa; Chordata; Aves; Passeriformes; Motacillidae. The record is from RefSeq and is a predicted model, not a curated record.